Pestalotiopsis fici W106-1 is the source of this 2946-nucleotide messenger RNA. RefSeq lists its product as uncharacterized. Gene Ontology annotation, molecular function: calcium-dependent cysteine-type endopeptidase activity. Gene Ontology annotation, biological process: proteolysis. The record is from RefSeq and is a predicted model, not a curated record. The transcript is spliced from 2 exons. Lineage: Eukaryota; Fungi; Ascomycota; Sordariomycetes; Amphisphaeriales; Sporocadaceae. Gene Ontology annotation, cellular component: cytoplasm. The coding region runs from base 1 to 2946 and encodes 981 amino acids.
AUGUCUGUCAGAUUUCCAUUACCCUCGGCGGCCGCCUACCUAGAUCGCGACGACUACACCACCAGCACCGACAGCGGAUCCGACGAAGAACCCGUGCGGCGUCGACCUGUCAUUGCACAAGUACCUGUAGUCCUACCUAAAAUGCCUAGAAAGAAGCAGCAAGCUCCUCAGGAUGCCAUUGAUGAGUUUUGGAGCAAGUUCAAUACAAAGACUCCAGGCAAAGCCACCACUGUCAUACCUCACAAUUCGUACAUUCGACGUGCCGCCAAGCACGCCCGCAAGACGGGAAUCACCACCAAAGCAUCAUACGAAGAAGCCGCCGAGGUCUGCAAGGCCAAGGUCAGCAAAAUCGUCAAAGAGUGUCGCCGAAUAAAUCAGAAAUAUCGUGAUCCUCACUUUGACUUGGAAUGGGACUUGAAAUGGGGCAAGCGGGACACCCUGGAGACGCUGCACAAUGUCAAGGAUCCCGACCCAUCGGAAUUCAAACCCAAGAGUGUCAAGCGCGUUCCUGACAUCUUUGAUAAUCCUCAGUUUUACAUUGAUGGCCCAACCGCCAGUGAUGUACGACAAGGAAGAGAUGGCGACUGCUGGCUCAUGGCUGCGCUGUGCACGCUCAGUAACAAACCUAGAUUGAUUGAACGUUGUUGCGUGGCUCGCGACGAGCAAGUCGGCGUGUAUGGAUUUGUCUUUCACCGAGAUGGGGAGUGGAUUUCUGAAAUCAUUGACGACAAGCUCUUUCUCACAAAGCCAGACUUUGAGGAGAGCUUUUUGGAGCGCAUGCUGUGGGAAGAUCGAGAACGCGUCGAAUCGGAAGAGCAAUACCGCAAAGCCUACCAGAGCGGCUCAGGGGCACUAUACUUUGCCCAGUGCGUCCAUCCCGACGAGACCUGGCUACCCUUGCUGGAAAAGGCCUACGCCAAGGCCCACGGUGACUAUGCCGCCAUUGAGGGAGGGUUCACUGGAGAGGGGAUUGAAGAUCUCACUGGUGGUGUCACCAGCGAGAUCUACACCAAGGACAUUCUCGACAAGGAAUAUUUCUGGAAGGAAGAACUCAUGAAGGUCAAUGAUGAAUUUCUUUUCGGUUGCUCCACCGGCAUGUGGGGUAUUGGUUGGGGAGAUCGUAGGGGUAUCGUCGAGUUGCAUGCUUAUUCUAUCAUGAAAGCUGUCGAGAUUGAUGGUCAUAGACUUUUGCUUCUAAAGAACCCGUGGGGAAAAGGCGAGUGGAAGGGCCCGUGGAGCGACGGCUCCAAAGAAUGGACGGCCGAGUGGUUGGUGAAACUCAACCAUCGCUUUGGCGACGAUGGCGCAUUCUGGAUCUCAUACUCAGACCUCCUUCGCAAAUUCCAGGCCUUUGAUCGUACGCGUCUCUUCAACACUGACUGGAAAAUUACAUCUUUAUGGACUACCCUUCCAAUUUCGUGGACACUCGACUACCACGAAACCCUGUUUGCGUUCUCUAUUACAAAGACCCGUCCCGUGGUGAUUGUUCUUUCGCAGCUUGAUGAUCGCUAUUAUCAAGGUUUGGAAGGACAAUACAGCUUUACGUUGAAUUUCCGGCUCCACAAAGCAGGUCAAGAAGACUACGUCGUUCGAACCAUCAGUCCUUACUGCCAAAGGCGCAGUGUCAAUGUCGAGUUGGAACUCGGUGCUGGUGACUACACAGUUCUACUCAAGGUCAACGCCACGCGCGAUAUGGACAUACUGCCGAUAGAGGAGGUGGUACGCAACAACGCGCGCGAGAGGCGGGACAAGCUUGUCGCAGUAGGCAUGUCGUAUGACCUGGCUCACGGCAAGGGGGUCGUCAUCGAGACCCGUGAAGAGAAAGAAGCCAAGAAGGAAGCAGAGAAACGGAAGCGCGAGAAGGAGAAGAAGGAGCUCCGGGAGAAAUUGAUGGAACAAAAAGAACGAACUUACUACUUUCAAGUCAAGGAACUGAACAAACGCCGCGAGCGCAGGGCCAGGGCCAAGGCGAAAGCAGAGUUGAAAAAGGCACAAAAGGCCCAGCAAGCUCGCCAAGUUGAUGCUGUGGUUGAGACAAAGCCGUCAAAUACGACGCCAAGCAAAGCCACGGAGAAACAUGUUCAGAUUCAAACGCCCAGUCCUACCACUCCUGUUCCGGACGAGGCCGAGUCCAAGCACGACUCGGGACGAGAGUCCGUUGCUUCGGAUUCCAGCAGUGACACAAGCUUUAGAACACCCUCGACGGGAUCCGGAGAGUCGUCUCUCGAAGUUGCUGAGGUUCCUGAGCGUUUCCAGGCCAAGAUCGCUGCAGCAGACACUGAAAAUCCAACUAAAAGUCCGGAAGAAGCUGUUCAGAGUCCUCCAAGCCCACCGGAAAAGGUACAAACCGCAGAAAAAGAACGAUCUCUCGGCGAAGACAAGACUGCGUUGGAUCAGAAGGCUGCCUCUGAACCAACUCGCGCCAUUGCCAAUUGUCCAAAGUGCGCCACGAUUCAGCCCGAAUCUGAGGAUGACUCAUCUUCUGACGAGUCCGACAUUUCAUCCGUAUCUGAUAUUUCGGACCGAGUUCUAGAAUAUCAGCUAGAUAGCCGGCCAAAGCCUCCUCCACCCCCUCCGGCACAGCCGCCAGUUCCACACCCUGCCGAGCCAGAAGACGAAUUUGAGAGCAAUCCCUGGAAUGCCAUGGCGACUGUUGGUUUAAGAGUCUAUUACAAGGGUUUUGACGACGACAAAGACGAUGAAAUUGUCAAGCUCAAGGUGGUUCGCUCGAUCCCACAUGCCGAAAGACAUUCGAACAAGGAUAAGCCUGACAAUGGAGAUGCCAAGGACAUCGAGGUUGAUAAGGACACCGAAACAGUCAACAGUGACGACCGGGACGGAGCCGGAGGUGAAGUCGAGCUUGGACUCGACGUGGAUGAUUCUGCCAAGGAUGCCACUCUGGUAGGGGAUCCAGAGCGCAGAAGGAAGAGUAUUGUGCCAGCCUGA